AUGGAAGAUGGUCAUAAAUGGAGUUCAUCUGUGCACUUCUAUGUACACCGUCUGUCCUCAAAUAAAUUAACGUGUGAGCCUAAGAUAAAUAAUACAAUCUACCUGUGGAGGAUAAAUGGCCGAAACAUCACAGAAGAUGGCAAGAGGAAGCUGUCUGACGACAACAGAAUUCUCACUUUACUUAAUAUUGUGAGGAAUGACACAGGACCCUAUGAGUGUGAAGUCCACAACCCAGUGACCAUUUCCCGAAGUUUUCCGUUUUAUCUGGAAAUUUCCUAUGGUCCAGAUGACCCCAUCAUAUCUCCCUCAAAUACUCAUUUCCAUUCAAGGACAAACCUCAGCCUCUCCUGUGAAGCAGACUCUAUCCCACCAGCACGAUACUCUUGGUUUGUCAAUGGAGUGCUCCAGGCAUCCUCCCAAGAGCUCUUUAUCCCCGACAUCACUACUAAUAAUAGUGGGUCCUAUACCUGCUUUGUCCAUAACUCUGUCACUGGCCUCAAUAGGACCACAGUCAAGAUCAUUACAGUCCUUGAGCCAGUGACUCUGCCUGUCAUCCAAGUCACCAAAACCUUAGUCAAAGAAAAUGACCACGUGAUGCUGACCUGCGUCUCAAACGACACUGAGGUCUCCAUCCAUUGGCUCUUCAAUGGCCAGAGUCUGAGGCUCACAGGCAGGAUGAAGCUGUCCCAGAACAACAGCACCCUCAGCAUAAACACUUUCUUGAGGGCGGAUUCUGGAGAAUAUGAGUGUGAGGUCUCCAAUCCAGUCAGUUCCAAGAGGAGUGACUCCAUCCAGCUGGACAUAAUGCGUGAGUGA
Phodopus roborovskii (desert hamster) is the source of this 816-nucleotide messenger RNA. Its product is annotated as carcinoembryonic antigen-related cell adhesion molecule 1-like. Gene Ontology annotation, molecular function: protein tyrosine kinase binding. Gene Ontology annotation, biological process: signal transduction; regulation of immune system process. The coding region runs from base 1 to 816 and encodes 271 amino acids. The transcript has 4 exons. Gene Ontology annotation, cellular component: plasma membrane; cell surface. Lineage: Eukaryota; Metazoa; Chordata; Mammalia; Rodentia; Cricetidae. The record is from RefSeq and is a predicted model, not a curated record.